Messenger RNA from Notechis scutatus (mainland tiger snake), 6859 nucleotides. It is a transcript of the gene SERBP1, whose product is annotated as SERPINE1 mRNA binding protein 1. Gene Ontology annotation, cellular component: nucleus; cytoplasm. NCBI's taxonomy places the organism in Eukaryota, Metazoa, Chordata, Lepidosauria, Squamata, Elapidae. The record is from RefSeq and is a predicted model, not a curated record. Gene Ontology annotation, molecular function: mRNA 3'-UTR binding.
CGGAAGAGAAGCGAGUUUCUGUGGGGGCCGGCCAUCUUGUGUGGGCAGCAAAGAAGCACGUAGGGGGUGGGCCGGGGCCUGGGCAGCAUCGGAGGAGGAUCCCACCCAAAGGGGUCCAUCAUGCCCGGACACCUGCAGGAAGGCUUCGGUUGCGUCGUCACCAACCGCUUUGACCAGCUCUUGGACGACGAAUCCGACCCCUUCGAGGUGAUCCAGGCGGCCGAGAGCCGCAAGAAAGAGAGCACCGGUGGGGGCGGCGGCGGCGGCCACCAAGGCAGCCGCGGUGGCGGAGGCGGGCAGGCGGCCCAGUCUAAUUCAUCUUCAGGCGGCGGUUCGGGCCAGGUCGGUUCCGGCGGAGGGAGCGGCAGCGCGGCCAAGCAGCUGCGCAGGGAAUCUCAGAAGGAGCGCAAGAACCCUUUGCCGCCCUUCGCCUCCUCGACUGGGCCUGGAGGCGCCGGGGACCGGAGAGAGGAUGGAGGCGGGCAGCCUGGCUCCGCGCCUCUCAGGAAGGAAGGGAUAAGACGAAUUGGCAGAAGGCCUGAUCAGCAACAGCCUCAGGGAGAGGGCAAGCCUAUUGAGAGGAGGCAGGAGAGACGGCCUCCUCGUGAACGACGAUUUGAUAAACCUGCCGAAGAAAAGGGUGAAGGAGGAGAAUUUUCUGUUGAUAAACCCAUUAUUGAUCGUCCUAUGCGUGGCCGUGGUGGUCUUGGCAGAGGUGGUCGUGGUGGAAGAGGACGUGGAAUGGGCAGAGGAGAUGGCUUUGACUCUAGAGGCAAACGUGAAUUUGAUAGGCAUAGUGGAAGCGACAGAUCUUCUCUUUCACAUUCACAUUUCAGUGGUCUAAAACACGAAGACAAGCGUGGCGGGAGUGGAUCACACAACUGGGGAACUGUCAAAGAUGAACUGACUGACUUGGAUCAAUCACAUGCAACAGAGGAAACUCCGGAAGGAGAGGAACACCCCCCUGCUGACUCAGAAAACAAGGAAAAUGAAGUAGAAGAAGUUAAGGAAGAAGGUCCUAAAGAAAUGACUCUUGAUGAAUGGAAAGCUAUUCAAAAUAAGGAUCGUGCAAAAGUCGAAUUCAACAUCCGGAAACCAAAUGAAGGUGCUGAUGGACAGUGGAAAAAAGGCUUUGUUCUGCACAAGUCAAAGAGUGAGGAGACAAAGGGGAUGUCAGAAAUGCAGGGGAGUCAGCUGGAACCGAACGAGUCUCAUGCUGAGGACUCUGUAAUGGAUCACCACUUCCGCAAGCCAGCAAACGAUAUCACGUCCCAACUGGAGAUCAAUUUUGGGGAUCUUGGUCGUCCUGGGCGUGGUGGUAGAGGUGGAAGAGGCGGUCGUGGGCGUGGGGGAAGGGCUAGCCGUGGAAGCAGAACCGACAAGUUGGUUAAAGAGUUUGAUGUGAUCCAUACACCCAAUCAGUCAAGUGCUUCUGCUCCUGAUGUUGAUGAUCCAGAAGCUUUCCCGGCUUUGUCCUAAACUGGAUGCCCUAAGCCAACCCUGCCUCUUGUUGGGCCCUUCUCUACAAGGCUUGCAUGCUUAAGGAUCCUAAAAACAACUUAAGAUAUUAAAACGGGGACUCUCAUUCAUGCCAUUCACACCUGAAGACUGAAUUUUACCUGUUUUGAAAUGAACUUCUCUUGCUACACAGAAGCAACAAUAUGGUAGUCAGUUUUGUAUUUAGAAAUGUAAUGGUAGCAGGGAUGUUUUCAUAAUUUUUUUCAGAAAUUAUGCAUUCUUCAUGGAUACUUUUUUGUAUUGCUGCUUGAAAAUAUGCGUUUCCAAACUUGAAAUAUAGGUGUGAACAGUGUGUACCAGUUAAAGCUUUCACUUCAUUUAUUUUAUUUUUUUAAAAUUAGGGUUAGAUGUGCUUUCCCUAAAGUACAAACAAUUUUAACUCUUGCACACUAUUUCUUUUAAUACUGCUUAGCAGAUGGUUUUCAGUCCACGGUCAGCUGGGAUAUGUAUAAAAAUAAUAUGGAAAAUUGUUAGUACUGUGUGGAAUAUUAACUUCUGGAGUAUUUCAGUUUUUAAUACUUAAGUCAAACUUGGAAAGUCCAUUUUCUUCUAUCUUUGGUAGUUUGUGUAUUCAAAAUCUUUAUACAAAAUUGAUAUCAGAUACUUGAAAAAUAGUCAAAGCACAUUGGUUUAUAUUCUCAAUACCUGCUUGUGAAUCCAGCAGCUCUGGUUGGAUAAUUGGCUUAAGCCAUUUUUUAAAAAAACAAUCCAUGUUGCACCUCUCAUUCACCCUUUUUCUUCAAGAAAACUAGUUGUCUGUUUGGUAAACUUUGUUUAAACUUGUUAAUAUUGUUGCUACCAAAAAUAUUCUGUAGAGUGGAGCAACUUUUUUUCAAACAUGGAAGGUUGGGAACACAGUGGUAUAUUAUUUCUUAAUAUAGUUGGUUUAAACUACAGUUGAUACUGUGUGGCAGUGCUAUAAGUAUAUACAUUAAAAUGCACCCCCUUGGGUGCAUUGAAACACUGUUCCACUAGCAUGCAACCCUGAUUCUGAAGAAGAAACCAAAGGGCACUAUACUUCUUGGGAAAAGGAUUAUUUGACUUGUUUAAAUUGGAAAACCAAGACCAUGAAAGUGAGACAGCAGUGGUCUGCGUGGGACAUAAGCCAAACCUCACCACCCAAUUGAAAUGUGGAUCUUGCUCUAUUGCUUCAGCUUUUGGCCUUGCCUAGCUGAGAAGUGAAUGUUUUAUUUUUGGUGUGGGGAGUGAUUGUAAGCUCUCCUUUCCACUGUAGAAUUUUCUUAAUAUUUUAACUUAAUCCCUGUGAAAGAGAAUGUUACCACUUUCAAAACAUGAAAGGACUUGAGCAAAUAAUAAAAAGGACUACUUUGCCUUUCUGUCUACAACACUUGUUAGGAGAUUAGAACUGAAAUACCAAUUUAUUUCAAAGUUUUGCUGAGUAUCUAAUACAAUUGGUGGGUUUCUUAAGGAAGUGGAAACAUUUCCCCCAUUUAAAAAAAAAGCCUAUGGAAGGAGGGCAAAAAGUAUUGAACUAAAGCAUUAACAGUAUUGAAACAUUAUCUGAAUGAUUUUUGUUCGAACAUUCGUUUACUUAUGCAAAGGUUACUACAUUGAAUCUGAUUCUUGAUGCGUUUAAAUUUCAGCAUUGUGAUCUGGAAGUAGGGAUGGAGAAGCAGAUUUUUAAAUGAGUCCAGUAUUUGCCUUCAAGGAAGAUUUUUAAGCACAUGUACCCUUCAUCCUUCUUCCUGCCCCAAUUUAUUGGUUUUUAGUUUCCCAAUUAUGAUUUUGAAGGUAGUCAUGUCAACAGGUUACAUAUGUUAUCAGGUCCGUUGUUUGUUUCAUAUCCAAACGCAUCUCGGCACAGGUUUUGUUUGGGGGGGGGAAGAUACUGCGUGUUGUAUAUUCUUUAAAAAAAUCGAUUCCUAUUUCCUGCACAAAUAUGCUAAUGUCCAAAUAACAUACUUAUUAAGUAGUAAGUUACUGUUCGUGAAUACUCCCAAUCUAACUCUUUUGACUUCUAGACUUUAAUUCUGGACAGCCAUAUAUCCCAUGCAAUGCCAGUUUGGUACUUGACGUGACAUUUUCAUCUUCUGGUAUACUUGUAAUAUAGAGCAAAUUUAGAAAUUCUGUUUAAAGAUGGCAAAUUUGCCAGCUUUUAAUAGCUGUGUACUUAAUUUGUGUUGAGCUGUGAAAAUGCUUUCAUUAAUAUUGGUACAUAUUAGCAAAAUAAAGGUUUAUUUUCAUGCUCUUUUACAAAAAUGCUAUUAAAUUGGCAUUGUAAAUGUUUUCAGUGCCAGGCAUCUUGCCUAAUUUCUAACUGAAACCAUUUACAUGUCUUUUGCAGGGAAUGGUCCCCUUGUGGUGGAUCCAGUAACAGUUGUGAGCAUACCUUUAGCAAAUAACUACUCGCAUAGUUAAUUUUAAUGCUAGCUAUUAAAUGAAUUGGGCUUUGUAUCUCUUACUCUCCUGCUCGUUUGUGUUGCUGUUGCACCAUUUUUUUAGAGCAAGCCUCCUUUAAAAUGUGAUACUAAUUAUGAUUGAUUUAUUAAAUGUUAGAGCAUGAAAGUUUAUCUUGUACCAGACUACCGGCAGAUAAGUUAAAAUGAGUAAAAUGAGAGAGCACAAGCCCUUCUAAAGUAACCCUAAACAUUAAAAACUAUGUCUAUCGUGAAUAUACAUUUUGUUGGACAGAUACUGCGUCUGAUUGGAUGAUUACAUUUUGCCCUGAAAUUUACAUACCAUCCUGUUGACUUAAUAAAAGCAGGACUGAGGCUUUUGGCUGUCUUGAGUGCUCAAAGUUUAGAUACAUGUUCACUUUCGAUGAAUAAUACUUGUUAAAUUGCUAACUGCGAAAUUACUCACGAGAAAAUUAGGGACUGAUAGUGAACCUCCCACCCCUGACAACUUUGAUUUGAAAUGUAAUGCUUUUUUUUAAAAAAAGGUGAGAAAUUAUAUGGUAAUCUUUUAUAUUUUACCAACUGUGAUCUAAAAGUCUUCAUCCACAUCUGACUUAAAGGUAGAUUAGUUGCUUGAAAAACAAUUGCUUUAUCCUCUGGUCUCAGAGAAGAUUUUAACAGUUAUGAAUAGCAGUGGGGGGGUAAUCAGAUGAAGUAUCUGAAGAGGGCUUCCUGCCUGCCUGCCUGUGCUUUAGGUGCAUUGAAUAUGAGAUGUUAUCAUCUCUGGGUUUACUUUGUAACUUAAUGUUUAAAGGGCUUGCCUCAGUUUUGCAAUUUCUUAAGCAAAAGGAUGCAUGGAAUAAUAGGAUGAAAACAGUUAAUGGUAAGAGGUUGAAGCUUAAGCUGUUUUUAUAAAUAUCUCUUAUUUGAAGAUUAAAUGCUAUGUCAGUGACAAAUGAGAAGAUUUAAAAUGAUCUUUUGGCUCUUUUCCAUGCGUAACAUGGAAAAAUUAAAAUAGGUGGGCAGAGUGCAAGUAAACUAUUUUUUUAAAAAAAUAGGAGAAAAAUGGAAUCACAAGUCCCGUUGGGUAAGAACAGGAUAGUAGUGUGAGUCACGGAUUAAAUUAUUCAGAACAUAUCCCCUGUAUUAGGUUAACAAUGUUUGCAAAUAUUUACAAGGAUCAUUCUUAUCCCUGUAUUAGAAAUCAUUUCUGGACAUUCUGUGGCCUUAAUCUUGAAAAGCAAAUACUAGUGCAUGUUUUCUUGUCAGUUGUACAGUGCUGUAUAUUACAAUUGAUUGUAUGAAGUGCACUUAGUCUUAUAUACAGAUCUGUCCUUCAAUAAUGUCAUAUGUGUUAUCUUCCAUAUUUGAGAGAAUGGAACAGCCUGCAUUUUAUGAGAUUUGUAAUCUGAUCCUAUACACACUCCCAUUUUAAUGAGAUUUUAACUAAUGCUUAAAAUUGCAGCUGUUUUGAAUGGGCAGGUUUGUUAUAUAGGUUUCAAUCCCACAUAGAAUAAGUCCCAAUAAACGCAGAAUGCUUUGUUUCUGAUAGAUGUAGCAAAAAUAUAACGGGCUCUGUUCUCUUCAUGCAGAACGUUAUUUCAGAUUACUGAUCAAUUAUAAGUUGGUUUAAAAUACCGCUCUGCCUCCAACUGAUGGAAUUAAUUUUAAUGAAGUUAUUUUGCAAGUUUCUGGUACAUUCGUAGAAUUGGAUGUUAUGAAUCAGUUUAAGCACAUAUUUAUUCCUGUGAAUGCCUCAUAAAAUGCAAACGAUGGUUUCAUCCAGCUUGCCCUGGAUUCACAAGUUCACAAUUUUUUCCCCAUAAAAACCACAAUUUUGAUCACCCAAGAAAAAUGGCAAAUAUUUUCAACAUUUGUAUAAAUGAUCGUCAGAUACAGUUGCCUUCUAUCCCAUUCUGUUUUAUUCCAUGUAUGUAUAUGUUGCCCAAACCAGUAGAUCCUGAAUCAAUUUAGAAUUUUAUUUUGGCAAGAUGUUCUGAAAUCAUGACUAAAAAUCUAAUGUUUUACAAAGAGGGUAUACUUAACAGAAUUUCACAGUUACAUUGACUAAAUGUAUCAGUAGAAGCUAGCCAUGUAUUUUAUUUAAAAUCAUAUAUGCACAUUGCACAAAAUACAACUAAAAAAAACCCCAGGCAAUGUUCACCUGCCCUUGGUUAGCCAUUCAAAUUAUAUCCCGUUCACUGGGGCGAAAGCUGCAUUCUACUUGGCCAGAAUAAAUUGGUUCUGAUAUUUUUAAAAAUCUAAAAACAUCUGUAUCCACAUUGCAAAAAUAUAUUCUGUAGUUAACAUAGAUGAGCAAAGAACUAUUCAAGAUUGAGUAAAAUCACAUUGGAUUGAAUAUUGAGUGACAAACAUUUGUGUUUCGCAGGGUUUAAUAUCAAAGUGGACUAUGUAUAAUUGCAUGAAAUCCUCCAAAAACCUUUUGACUUGCAGCUUUUGACAACAAUAGGCAGUAAAAUAUAUCUUCCACAAAUUGUGCUGGCAAGAGUCAAACAUCUACAUAAGCAAUAUUUUAUAAAAUAUUUUUAUUAUAUUCCUUGGGGGAAUACUUGCCUGUUUCAAAAUCUGAAUAUUGCUUUUACGUUUAGCAAAUGAAUAGCUAGUAUGGGUUCUGGCAUUUAUAUAGAAACAAAACUGCAAAUUUCCAGCUUAUUGAAAAAUCCAAAGUAUUGUAUUGCACAGAAUAUAACCUGCUUAAAAAGCAUACUUCUAUUAAGAGGUGUGAUUAAAGUGUAUAUACAUAUGACCGUGGGAAAAUCAGCUCCUUUCUUUUGUUGCAGUGGACAACUAACUUCUGAAAUACAUUGAUAAACAUUGUCUGUGCUUUGUACCUUUAUGAAAUUUUGUACAAAUUUCAUAAAAUUACUAAGUUUUCAAACGUGGAAAACAUUAUUACAUAGGUCUGCUUCCUGAUUACUAUAAAACUAAAAUUAGAUUUAGUUUAAACCUAAAUGAAGUUUUUU